AUGGCUGCAGGCUCGCCCCCACGUCAUCUGCAAAGGUCCUCGCACCGCCGCACGCCCUCGAGCCUCGAAAUCGUCCCCGAAGACGUGCCCGCCAUGUCGACCCAGGACCCCCAGUCCAGCGCCGUUCCCCAGUCCAGCCCAGUCCCCCAGUCCAGCGCCGUUCCCCAGUCCAGCCCAGUCCCCCAGUCCAGCCCAGUCCCCCAGUCCAGCCCAGUCCCCCAGUCCAGCCCAGUCCCCCAGUCCAGCCCAGUCCCCCAGUCCAGCCCAGUCCCCCAGUCCAGCCCAGUCCCCCAGUCCAGCCCAGUCCCCCAGUCCAGCCCAGUCCCCCAGUCCAGCCCAGUCCCCCAGUCCAGCCCAGUCCCCCAGUCCAGCCCAGUCCCCCAGUCCAGCCCAGUCCCCCAGUCCAGCCCAGUCCCCCAGUCCAGCGCCGUUCCCCAGUCCAUCUCUGCCCUCUCCGCCGAUCCUGCCCCAGCCCACUCAACCCAUGCUGGCUCGGCGCGGCUACGUGAUCCCUCGCGCUCGCGCCCACCGCCGGCCUCCACCCCGGGCCUCUCGCGCUCCAACUCCUUCUCCAACAGCUCCUACCACGAUGACUCCGAAGACGACACGUCCUUCUUCCCCCCCGUCGAGCGACUGACCAUGUUCGAUUUCGUCGAGAACCUGGCCCUCACACAGCGCUUCGACAAGCUGCAGCAGUCGAUAUCAAGCCAGACGGAGAGGCUGAAGAACCAAGCCAAGAACCGCGGCAUCACACGGGACCGCGUCGUCGAUGAAUGGCGACGCCGCGUGCCCACCGAGGGCGAGCAGCUCGAUCGCUACAGAAGACGGAUGCGCAAGUCGGUCGAUCGCCUCAACGCGCGCUUCAACGAGUCCCUGACCGUCACCGCCCGAGAAAAGGCCUCGUUCAUCGCCGCCGUCAUGAACAUCUUCGUCUCCGGCUACCUGGUCGGCCUGCACCCCAACUACUUCCCCCACUGGUACACCGCACAGCUGCUAUGGUUCAUGCCUAUCCGCUACUACACCUACCACAAGAAGGGCUACCACUACUUCCUCGCUGACCUCUGCUACUUUGUCAACAUCCUCGCCGUCCUCAGCAUCUGGGUCUUCCCCCACUCAAAACGCCUCUUCAUCGCCACCUACUGCCUGAUCAUGGGCAACAACGCCAUUGCCAUCAUCAUGUGGCGAAACUCCCUCGUCUUCCACUCCAUGGACAAGGUCGUCAGUCUCUUCAUCCACAUCAUGCCCUGCGUCACGCUGCACUGCAUCGUGCACCUACUGAGCCCCGAGUACCAGAAGGACCACUACCCCGCCAUCUACAACAUCCGCUACUCAGACCCCUCCUCUCCCCAUCACUACAGCCUGCCGCAGAUGAUGAUGUGGGCUACCCUUCCCUACGCCUUCUGGCAGCUCACCUACCACUUCCUCAUCACCGUGCGCCGCCGCGACAAGAUUGCAGCUGGGCGUCCUACCAGCUUCACCUGGCUGCGCAAGUCCUACGCAAAGACCUGGAUCGGCAAGUUUGUCCUUUCUCUGCCAGACUUCCUGCAAGAGCCGGCCUUUAUGGGCAUCCAGUACUCCUACGCCGUCCUCACCAUGCUGCCAGCCCCCCUCUGGUUCUGGUACCGCUGGGCUAGCGGCAUUUUCCUCACCGUCGUCUUCAUCUGGAGUGUCUACAACGGCGCCACCUUCUACAUCGAUGUCUUCGGCAAUCAGUUCAAGAAGGAACUGGACGCGCUCAAGGCCGACAUCGCAAAGUGGCAGGCAUCUCCAGAAGGCGGCUACACGCCCUUCACCCCACUCGAGGGCGGUCAGGAGAAGCAGCUCGGAGACAUUCCACCCCUCGAGGGCAGCACUGCCGUCAAGCCCUCUGACGGUGAGGCUGAGAAGAGGAAGUAA
Ascochyta rabiei is the source of this 1896-nucleotide messenger RNA. RefSeq lists its product as uncharacterized. The record is from RefSeq and is a predicted model, not a curated record. Gene Ontology annotation, biological process: phosphatidylcholine biosynthetic process. The transcript is spliced from 2 exons. NCBI's taxonomy places the organism in Eukaryota, Fungi, Ascomycota, Dothideomycetes, Pleosporales, Didymellaceae. Bases 1 to 1896 code for a protein of 631 amino acids.